GAAUAAAGAUACCAGGUUUGAAAAGGAACGGAAACUUAUGCCUGUAGAAAACGGAAAACAGUUGCAGACCAUAAACACCAUGUCGUUUUUAUCCAAGCUUCACGAGUUGAUCAAGGUCACCCCGGGCGAAGGUGUCGAGAAUGUUACCUACUUGCGUAACAAAGAUAUCAUCCCUAUGGGUCCGGACAGACGGAUAUGGGGUGUCUGGUCCAUGACGGCCUACUGGUCGAUCACCAACGUGACCAUUUCCACCUGGACUGGUGCUUCUUCUUUGCUUUCGUUGGGAUUAUCCGUCGGUGAAACGAUGGGUAUCAUCAUUAUCGGUAAUGCUAUUGUUGUGGUGUUGGCACUCUUAAACGCUGCACCAGGUGGGUACUUCCACAUCGGUUAUACCAUCUCUCAACGAGUUGUUUUUGGUAUCAGAGGUUCGUGGAUCGGUAUCAUAAUCAGAGUCAUUCUCUCUGUCGUCUGGUUUGGUUCUCAAGCCUACCUUGGUUCUUUAUGUUUGAGUUGUGUUUUCUCCUCCUGGAGUCAUAGCUAUCUGACUAUGGCAAAUACAAUUCCAGAAUCAGUGAAUAUGACCACCCAGCAAUUGGUGGGAUUUGUCGUUUUCCAAAUCAUCUCUAUCCCACCGUUAUUUGUGAAGCCAGAAAAAUUCAACAAAGCCUUGAUGGUUACAUGUACUCUCACCUUCUUUGCUAUGAUGGGCUUAACUAUUUGGACAGUCACCAGAAAUGGAGGAAGCGAUGGCGCUUUGAUGCACUCCAGUAAAGAAAUGUCUUCUUCCACUAGAGCCUGGUUUUGGAUCCAGGGAAUCAGUUCUUGGUACGGCUCUCUUUCCGCCGGUGUGUCGAACCAGUCUGAUUUUACUAGAUUUUCAAGAAAAACUUGGUCCUCCGUGUUUGGUACCAUCUUCUCUUUGAUGGUCAUAGGUACCGUUAUUCCAUUGAUGGGACUCGUGACGGCUUCUGCCUAUUUGGAAAAGUAUGGUGAGGAAAUUUGGAUGCCAAAUGAGCUUGUCAUGAAAUGGUUGCACGACGAUUACAGUCCCAAAGCAAGAGCUGCCGCAUUCUUUGUUGGUUUAGUUUUCACCCUAUCGCAGAUCUGUUUUAACACCAUGGGUAAUGCAUAUGCAGGUGGUAUGGAUUUGUCUGGGUUGCUUCCACAAUACUUCAACAUUACUCGUGGAAGUGUUCUCACCGCUCUUUUGUCUUGGGUCGUCCAACCAUGGGACUUCUACAACACAUCUUCUACAUUUGUUACCGUCAUGUCUUCUUUCUCAGUCUUUAUGUCUCCAAUUGUCGGAAUCAUUGUUGCCGAUUUCUGGGUUGUGAGAAGAAAGCAUCUUAAGUUGACACAUCUAUAUACUACCGAUAGAAAUGGUAAGUACUGGUACUGGCAUGGUGUUAACUACAGAAACAUCUGCAUAUGGUUUAUUGCAUUUGUUCCAGCUCUCCCAGGCUUAAUUCACUCUGUUACACCCAGUAUUGAGGUUAGUGAAGGGAUCAAGAACUUCUACUAUGGGAAUACGAUUUUUGAGUACUUCAUUACUUUCUUUUUGGUUAUUGUUUCUUCUUACAUUUGGCCUUAUGAAAACGUUGAAGAAGAAGACGAGUAUGAUUUCUUUCAUACAUUUACUGAUGAAGAGUGUGCUAAAAAGCACAUUGUCCCAUACUCCCAGAUUGAUGAAAGUGACUUGAAGAUUGACCCAGUUGUGAGCAAUCUUUCUGCUGAACUUGUCAUUGCAUUACCAGAUAAGGCCGAUGAAUAAGAGACUCUCUUUUUAUCCAGUUCCAAAAUUUUGUUUUCUUUUGCUUCUUAAAAUAAUUAUACUUCUGUUUUCGGUACCCUACAACGUAC
Molecule: messenger RNA, 1860 nt
Organism: Pichia membranifaciens NRRL Y-2026
Lineage: Eukaryota; Fungi; Ascomycota; Pichiomycetes; Pichiales; Pichiaceae
Exons: 1
Coding region: 80-1771 (563 amino acids)
Biological process (GO): nucleobase transport; transmembrane transport
Cellular component (GO): plasma membrane
Molecular function (GO): nucleobase transmembrane transporter activity
Source: RefSeq, a predicted model, not a curated record